This is a messenger RNA of Heteronotia binoei (common prickly gecko), 1743 nucleotides long. RefSeq lists its product as uncharacterized. Lineage: Eukaryota; Metazoa; Chordata; Lepidosauria; Squamata; Gekkonidae. Gene Ontology annotation, molecular function: protein dimerization activity. The record is from RefSeq and is a predicted model, not a curated record. Bases 64 to 999 code for a protein of 311 amino acids. The transcript is spliced from 3 exons.
GGUGAUCGCCUGCUUCGACAUGUAUCCGCAAGAUGGCUAUCUUUCUUGCCUGCCAUAAACAAGAUGUUGAAGUGUUGGCCAGCCGUUAAAGCAUACUUUCAAAAGCUGGGAGAGGACCACUGUCCUCCUCUGAUAUGGCGCCACAUUGACAAUGAGGCUGGAGAAAAGGACUACAGUACAUCACAAACUUACAUGAUGUUUCUCCAGACCACUCUGACGCCUAUUGAGGAGACUGUACUGAUUCUGGAGCAGGAUGCACUGACAGCACCUGAAUUGUUUGAGGCCAUGCUCAGGUUGCUAAACAGCCUUAAGCAACGCAAAGCUGACUCCUUUUUUGGAACGGAGACAGAUAAGGCGCUGCGCAAAAUGCCACCUUCAAAGGCAAGGAAAGUGACGCAGGACUUCCUCAAGUUCUUCGAAAAAACCAUCGCAUAUCUGGAAGCAAAGUUUGAUUUCUCUGAGAAAAAUCACCUGUGUGCUUUGACACCAUUUUCUCUUAAAAAAAGUGUGACUUAUGACCACCUGCGGUGUGCUGCUGAGCAGCUGAAAAUGGAGAAAAUAAUAAACCUGGAUAACCUAUACAGUGAAUACACCGAUGCCAAGAGCCUGAUGGAUGAGCAAGUGGCCUGUGUUGACCCAAAAAUCACUGUGGAUAAAAAGUGGGUGGCCAUAUUCUCUGAGAUGGGAACUCGGUCUCACAAGUGCGAAAACCUCUUACUUCUUGUAAGCAAGAUCCUGAGUAUCCCAUGCUCCAACGCUUUUGUGGAGAGGGUAUUCAGCCUCAUGUCAGCUCGCUGGACGGAGACCAGGAAUCGGUGUAACGUAGACCUGGUGAAAGCAGAGCUGCAAGUCAAAGUGAAUUUUGAUAUGGAUUGUGAACAAUUUUAUCACCGUAUUAUUGGAAUGCCAGAAUCCCCAGCACAAUCAUUUGGAUAUGUUCUUGAGUCAUCUCAGCAGAGAUGUUGCUGUACAGAGGAUAAGCUCCAUUCAGGAAACUAGCAACCACAGACAACAGUAGAUCGCUUCCAUCACACAACAGAAGACACCCUGUGAGGCAAGUGGGGCUGAGAGAGCUCUGGGAGAACUGUUUUUGGGAGAAAAGCUCUGAGAGAACUGGGACUAACCCAAGGUCACCCAGCUGGCUGCAUAUGGAGGAGGAGUGGGGAAUUGAACCUGAUUCUCCAGAUUAGAGUCUGCUCAUCUUAACCACUACGUCAAUCUGUCUCUCAUAAAAUUCAUGGUGCCAUGCCCAGCACAAACACGCUGCCUCUUACCAGAGAUAUCUUAAGGAGGUGCUCAGGGCUGUUGUGAGAUGCCGUCGGACUGGGGUUCCGGCUGCCGUCCUUAGAGGAGGGGAAAGAGAGGAGGCUUUAGUUCCAUGGAUCCCAAGGAGAGCACUUCAGGGCAGAGAUGCUGAUAUAUGGCCUUGGCCAGAGCGUUUUUGUAGAAAAGGCCUAGCAAGAACUCAUUUGCAUAUCAGGCCACACCUCCUGAUAUCAGCAUUGUUUCACAUAGGGCUUUUUUGCAAUAAAAGUCCAGCAGGGAUCAUUUGCAUAUUAGGCCACACCCCUGACACCAAGCCAGCCGGAACUCCAUUCCUGUGCAUUGUUUAGUUAUUGAAUUUUAAAUGGUCAUUUUCACGUUAUGCAAUUUUUGUCGUGAGCCGCCCAGAGCCUGCUCCAGCGGGGAGGACGGGAAAUACCGGUAAAUCAAAUCAAAUAAAUAAAUUCCUGCUCAAAAAAA